AUGUCCUCCCAGACCAAAAGCACAGACCAGCCCAGCUCAUCACCAACAGCACCCUACCCUGUCCUGCCAAAGACGCUGAUACUAACCUCGACUAAAUCCUACUUCUCACCGGAGCGAACACUGGCAUACCUAAAGGCCCUCCUAGAUCCAUCCAACAACAUCUCAGCCCUACCAUCAGAGAUCCUCUUCGGCCUCAUCCCCGACCACCUAACAAUCUACCCCUGCACCACAAUCCUCUCCGACCCACGCCGCCUCCGCCUCCCCCUCAGACUGGCCCUUGGCUUCACCUCCCCCACCGCCCUCGCCUCCCUCGGCGUGCGCAUCGUCGAACUAGGCCACGCCGAGCGCCGCCGCAUCGCCCACGAGACAGACGAGUCGACCGCCGCUAAAGCCGCCGCAGCAUGCGAGCUCGACGCCCCAAACCUGUCCGGACCCAUGUCGCAGAGUGUUGGAGUGGCUAUGCGACAGCUCACACCGCAAAUUACGAGUUUGUUGGAUGCGGUACCCGAUGAUGCGCCGGUGAUCUUUGCGUAUGAGCCUGUGUGGGCCAUCGGGGCGGCGAAGCCGGCGGGUGUGGGGUAUGUUGGGCCUGUGGUGCAGGCGAUUCGAAGCGUGGUCAAGUCGCAGGAGACUCGGGGUAGGACGGGGUUGACGAGGGUGGUGUAUGGCGGUAGUGCGGGGCCGGGGCUGUGGAGUGGGGAGGCGACGGAGGAUGGGGUUGGCUUAGGGGAGUUCGUGGAUGGGAUGUUUCUGGGGAGGUUUGCGCAUGAGAUUGAGGGGGUGAGGAAGGUGGUCAAGGAGGUACGCGACAGUGUGACGAGUCGGCGGUAG
Cyphellophora attinorum is the source of this 831-nucleotide messenger RNA. RefSeq names its product putative triosephosphate isomerase. The transcript is spliced from 3 exons. Gene Ontology annotation, biological process: glyceraldehyde-3-phosphate biosynthetic process; glycerol catabolic process; gluconeogenesis. Lineage: Eukaryota; Fungi; Ascomycota; Eurotiomycetes; Chaetothyriales; Cyphellophoraceae. The record is from RefSeq and is a predicted model, not a curated record. Gene Ontology annotation, molecular function: triose-phosphate isomerase activity. The coding region runs from base 1 to 831 and encodes 276 amino acids. Gene Ontology annotation, cellular component: cytosol.